Molecule: messenger RNA, 1780 nt
Organism: Helianthus annuus (common sunflower)
Lineage: Eukaryota; Viridiplantae; Streptophyta; Magnoliopsida; Asterales; Asteraceae
Product: pectinesterase 2
Exons: 2
Coding region: 47-1606 (519 amino acids)
Biological process (GO): cell wall modification
Molecular function (GO): pectinesterase inhibitor activity; pectinesterase activity
Source: RefSeq, a predicted model, not a curated record
UCAGCUUUAUCUAAACCUAUUUUUGUUAACAAUUUGUUUUAUUCAGAUGACAACCUUUCCAUUUUUUGCAACCCUAAUUUCAUAUCUGGUCCUUCUUCUACCUCUAGUAGCGUACGGAUACAAUAAGUUGGAUAUUACUUCAUGGUGUGACCAAACACCACACCCGGAAUCAUGCAACUAUUUCUUGGCCAAUAAUCAAUAUUCAGGUCAAGUGAAACAAAAAUCUGACUUCAUUAAGGCGUUAUUAAAGGUGACCUUAGAGAGGGCGCAACACGCUGAGUCCAACACUCGUGGGCUCGGCCUAAAAUGUCGCAACAAGCGUGAAAAAGCCGCAUGGGAAGACUGCAUUGAGCUUUAUGAAAACACAGUUGAAAGGCUCAACAUGACUGUUGAUCCUCAUAAGCCGUGUAACCAAUAUGAGAUGCAAACUUGGCUCAGCACGGCUCUCACAAAUGUCGAGACGUGUAUAGCUGGGUUCCGAGAGCUUGGUGUUGGUGGCUACUUGUUGCCUCUACUGAGCAGCAAUGAUGUAUCUUCUUUGAUUAAAAAUACACUGGCCAUGAACAAAGGAGGAUCUCCACCAAGUAGUUACAAAAAAGGAGGGUUCCCAACUUGGGUGAAGCCCGGUGAUCGCAAGCUGUUACAAUCUUCUAAACCUGAGGCGUCUCAGCAGGCUAAUGUUGUGGUGGCUCAAGAUGGUUCGGGUAAUUACAAGACAAUAGGAGAAGCUAUCGCGGCUAAGUCUGGCAGCGGUAGGUAUGUGAUAUACGUGAAAGCAGGUACUUACAAGGAGAAUAUUCAAAUCGGUGCAAAGUCGAAGAACAUAAUGCUAUUAGGAGAUGGUAUUGGAAAAACAAUCAUAACUGGUAGCAAAAGUGUUGGAGGAGGUGCUACCACUUUCAAUUCAGCCACUGUUGGUAUCCUGGGAGACGGAUUUAUUGGUCGUGGCAUCACCUUUAGAAACACUGCGGGACCACAAAACCACCAGGCGGUGGCACUUCGGAGUGGUUCCGAUCUCUCAAUGUUCUACCAAUGCAGCUUUGAAGGCUACCAAGACACACUCUAUGUCCACUCCGAUAGACAGUUCUAUAGAGAAUGUAACAUAUACGGGACUGUUGAUUUUAUUUUUGGUAAUGCGGCCGUGGUUUUUCAAAAUUGCAACAUUUACGCCCGCAACCCGCCUAACAAGAUGAACACUGUGACCGCACAAGGCCGGUCCGAUCCAAACCAAAACACGGGAAUCUCAAUCAUAAAUUGUCGUGUCAUGGCCGCCUCGGACCUCAAAGGGGCCACAGGGUCCGUUAAGACAUAUCUUGGCAGGCCAUGGCACCAGUAUUCAAGGACCGUGUUUAUGAAAACAUUCCUUGAUGGUCUAGUGGACCCCACAGGCUGGAUGCCAUGGAGCGGAAACUUUGCGCUCAACACAUUGUACUAUGGAGAGUACAUGAACACAGGCCCUGGUUCGUCAACUGCAAAACGGGUUAGCUGGAAGGGCUACCGUGUGAUCACUAGCGCCACUGAGGCUGCAAAGUUCACCGUUGGAAACUUCAUUGCCGGAGGUGCAUGGUUGCCUGCGACCAAAGUGCCCUUCACUCCUGGCCUUUAAUUCUCUCAUUAGAUAUAACACUGAGGUGAUAUAUUUUGAAUCCGACAUCAUUAGUUACAUUUAUAAGGCUCAAGAAUAAGGGGUUGGUAAUUCAAAAUCGGACAUCGUUAGUUCAUUCUUUAUGCAUUUAUUAACGGUGAAAUGUAAACAUAUUUUAAUAUUGUAUAAUAUAGU